This is a messenger RNA of Aspergillus fumigatus Af293, 210 nucleotides long. RefSeq lists its product as uncharacterized. Bases 1 to 210 code for a protein of 69 amino acids. NCBI's taxonomy places the organism in Eukaryota, Fungi, Ascomycota, Eurotiomycetes, Eurotiales, Aspergillaceae. The transcript has 2 exons. The record is from RefSeq and is a predicted model, not a curated record.
AUGACUUUCGCAAUGUUGCUGUCGAAAUUGUCUCAUGAGGCUACUGGGGCUUUUGGAAGCUCUCAGGGACGUCAUGCAGGCGCGAUCAAAAGAGACUGUGCUCACGCACCGUACGGGGACGGUGUCGCUUCGAUCCUGGGACGCUUCAAUAGAGUCCAUCAUUCACCGGCUAGUAAUAUUCAUGGAACAGUUUCAGCUCCAGUUCAGUGA